AUGGAGAAUAAUACAGAGAUAAGUGAAUUCAUCCUGCUGGGGCUAACCAGUGCGCCAGAACUGCAGGUCCCAUUCUUCAUAAUGUUCACUGCUGUCUACCUCCUCACCCUGACUGGGAACCUGGGAAUGAUCGUGUUGAUCCUGCUGGACUCUCAUCUCCACACCCCAAUGUACUUUUUCCUCAGUAACCUUUCUCUUUUAGACUUUUGCUACUCCUCCACAGUCACUCCAAAAGUGUUGGUUGGGCUGCUUGUAGAAGACAACGUCAUCUCCUACAGGGCCUGUGCUGCCCAGAUGUUCUUUUUUGCAGGCUUUGCCACUGUGGAAAGUUACCUCUUGGCCUCAAUGGCUUAUGACCGAUAUGUGGCUGUGUGCAAACCAUUGCAUUAUGCCGUCAUAAUGACAAAGAGCAUCUGUGUUCGUAUGGCUGUAGGCUGCUAUGUUGUUGGUUUUGUGAAUGCUUCUGUCCAAAUUGGAGACACAUUCCGACUUUCUCUCUGUAUGUCCAAUGUCAUUCAUCACUUUUUCUGUGAUAUCCCAGCAGUCAUGACUCUGACUUGUUCUGAUAGACACGUUAGUGAGCUGAUUCUUAUUCUUUUUUCUAGCUUUAAUGUCUUCUUUGCACUUCUUGUUAUUUUUAUUUCCUAUCUGUUAAUAUUUAUCACCAUUUUUCAGAUGCACUCAGGUGAGGGAUACCAGAAGGCUUUAUCGGCCUGUGGUUCUCAUCUUACUACUGUAUCUUUAUUUUAUGGGACUGUAAUGAUCAUGUACUUACAGCCCAGUUCCAGUCAUUCCAUGGACACAGACAAAAUUGCAUCUGUAUUUUACACUAUGAUCAUCCCCAUGCUAAAUCCUAUUAUUUAUAGUCUCAGGAACAAAGAAGUAAAGAGUUCAUUUAAAAAAGCAGCUGAGAAAGCAAAAGGUUUCCUAGGUUUGUCUUUCAAUGAUGUGAAAUCCACAGAAAGUUAA
This is a messenger RNA of Lepus europaeus (European hare), 969 nucleotides long. RefSeq names its product olfactory receptor 5B17-like. NCBI's taxonomy places the organism in Eukaryota, Metazoa, Chordata, Mammalia, Lagomorpha, Leporidae. The transcript has a single exon. Gene Ontology annotation, molecular function: odorant binding; G protein-coupled receptor activity; olfactory receptor activity. Gene Ontology annotation, biological process: sensory perception of smell; G protein-coupled receptor signaling pathway. The record is from RefSeq and is a predicted model, not a curated record. Bases 1 to 969 code for a protein of 322 amino acids. Gene Ontology annotation, cellular component: membrane.